Messenger RNA from Penicillium lagena, 1662 nucleotides. RefSeq names its product general alpha-glucoside permease. NCBI's taxonomy places the organism in Eukaryota, Fungi, Ascomycota, Eurotiomycetes, Eurotiales, Aspergillaceae. The record is from RefSeq and is a predicted model, not a curated record. Gene Ontology annotation, biological process: carbohydrate transport; transmembrane transport. The transcript has 5 exons. Gene Ontology annotation, cellular component: membrane. Bases 1 to 1662 code for a protein of 553 amino acids. Gene Ontology annotation, molecular function: carbohydrate:proton symporter activity.
AUGGCUGACGCAAAAGAGGGUGAGGUUGUUGGCAUCAGCCACCGUGGCGAUGAAGAUCAGCGGCGAGAUGAAGACGAAAACGACAACAAAAUUCUCAUCCAGGAAGCUGCGGCCGGAUUCGCCAACGAGAAGCAUAUGGGCCCGCGGGAGUCCAUCAAGGCUUAUCCCCAAGCCAUCAUGUGGUCUCUCGUCAUGGCUCUCUGCGUCAUCAUGGAAGGCUAUGAUACUGCUCUGCUCGGCAACUUUUUCGCGUAUCCCGCGUUCCAAAUCAAAUUUGGACGUCACGUUGGAGUCACCCCGUCAACGCCCAGCGGAUAUCUGUUGAGCGCGCCGUGGCAAGCUGGUGUGAGCCAAUCCACUAAUGUGGGCGGCUUCAUAGGCGCCAUCUUAAACGGCUGGCUGGUAAACGCAUAUGGGCAACGACGCGUUGUCUUGUGGUCGCUCAUAAUACUGGAAGCAUUGAUCUUCAUACCGUUCUUUGCACCCAACCUGACUGUUUUGCUCAUCGGCGAGUUUCUUCUCGGCAUACCUUGGGCGACACUCGCCACCUGUGCAAUCUCCUACGCAUCGGAGGUUCUGCCGCCGUCUAUUCGCACAUACCUUACCUCGUAUACCAACAUGUGCUUUGUCAUGGGCCAGCUCAUUGCCGCCGGCGUGAUCAAGGGACUGUCCAACCACACGAGUCAAUGGGCCUACCGAAUACCUUUUGCAAUCCAAUGGGUCUGGCCCGUUUUCUUGAUACCACUGGUAUACAUGGCUCCUGAGAGCCCCUGGUAUCUGGUCAGGAAGGGCCGUCUGGAGGACGCAGAGAAAUCUUUGCGCCGUCUUCAAAGCUCCAAUGCCAACAUUGAUCCCAAGGACACUCUCGCAACAAUUAUUCAUACGGACAACUUUGAGAAGAGAAACGCCAUUGAUGCAAGCUAUUGGGACUGCAUAAAGGGUACAGAACUCCGCCGAACCGAAAUUGCCUGCAUGACUUUUGCUGGUCAAGUUUUCAUCGGUAUCAACUUUGCAUUCAAUAACACCUACUUCUUCCAAACAAUUGGUGUUGGCACAUCUACAACUUUCUCCCUCAGCCUUGGGGGUAGUUGUUUAGGUCUCUUCGGCUGUUUCAUCAACUGGUUCGGUCUCAUGCCGUACUUUGGUCGCCGUACCAUCUACCUCUGGGGUGUCGCAAGCAUGUGCAUCGUUCUUUUCUUGAUUGGUAUACUUAACGUAUGGACCGAGCACAAGUCAGUUGCUCUAACACAGGCAAUCCUGUCUCUGGUCUGGACGUUUAUCUUCCAGCUCUCAGCCGGACAACUAGGCUGGUCAUACCCAGCAGAAGUGGGAUCUACUCGCCUCCGCCAAAUGACUAUUUGCAUCGCAAGAGAUGUACAUGCCGUUAUAAACAUUGGAUUUGGAAUCCUUCAGCAGUAUCUAAUGAAUCCGACCGCAUGGAACGUAAAGGGCUACGUCGGGUUUAUUUGGGGAAGUACUGCUCUUAUGAUGUUUAUCUGGGCGUACUUCCGCCUUCCAGAGGUUUGGAAUCGGCCGUAUGAAGAACUUGACAUCCUGUUCACGCAGAAGGUGUCUGCACGAAAGUUUGCCAGCACCCCGGUCAAUCCCCUUGAAGAUGACGAGACGAUCCUCCAUGCGAGAGAUGAUGCGGAGAAGUCUUGA